GGUGGUUGGGCUUGAGAGGGGUUCACAGUCCUUUCACAUUAGCUGUGCUAGCUCUAUUUUGAAGCUGUUUGCUGGCUCCAUUUCCAUUACCUUCAGGACCCCUUGUCCAGGAUGGUUCAGCCCAGCCAGAGCAAGGGUGGGCCCUGUUGCCCGGCAGGUCAACUGCCUCCUGUCUCCCGUGGUUGCCUUGCUUCCUCAUUUUCCUCUUUUUGAUGGCACUUAGGUGGGUUUUUGCAGGUUUCACAGCCAGUGAGGGCCAUUUUUUUCCACCUUCCCAUCCUGGAUAUUCCUGACUGUAUGGCCUGGAUCAGGCUGUGUGUGUGAAUGGCUUGGGUUCCCCCUCCCUGCCCUGUCUCUCAUGCUGCCUGGCAGUGUGCACUUGGGAGAGAAUGUCAAGGAAUCUGGCAAGAUGUGAAAGGGGGAUUGUGGACCCCCACCCAGCUCAUGAUAUUUCAAAGCCCAGUGUCACCCUCCCCACAGGGACCUGGAGGUGGGCAAUGGCAGCAGCCCUGCAUGGCAUGGGGUGGAAUAGGAGCUUUGCAGAGGAACAGCCCUGAGGAUAAGAGAGGGCCUUCCACACCAUAUGGAGUCCCAGGGCUGCAGGCACUGCAGCUGGACACUGAGCAUCCACACAGCAGGACGAAUCCAUGCUGCAGAGAAGCCCUAGAGACCUGGCUGGGUCAUGACCCAGGAGCCUGUGAGCAUGGCAGGGACAUGCGACACCAUCUACAAGGGCUUCGCUGGCUGCCUUAUCAGCCUGGGGGACAGCAUGGUGCAGAGCGUCCAGCAACAGCAGCAACAGAAGAGUGGCCAGGAGGUGCAGGAGCUGGAUACCAUCUGCAAGUCCUGGGAUGACUUUCAUGCCUGUGCCAGCAGGGUCUUAUCAAGCUGCCCUGAGGAGGCAGCUGCCAUCUGGGAGUCACUGCGUGAGGAGUCCCGCAAGAUCCAGUUCCAGGGAAACCUGCAUGAGCUAUGCAGUGCCCAGGCCCGCCUGGCCAGUGCCCAGGGCUCACCAGCUGCUGAGACCAACCAGGAGACACUGCGGGGCUCAGCCACCUCGACAUGCCUCGGCCUCCUGCCCUUGCUAGCCCUGGUGGUGCCCUGGGUCUAGCCCUGCAGCAGUGCCCGGACCCCUUUCUGCCCUACCUGGUAUGGGACAAACCCAGGGUCUGUUUGAAGAUGAGGAUGUGGGAGCAUCACCUCCACCAUGGCUGGGAGGCCUGAGCGAUAGGGCCUGCAGCAGGGUGGUUGCCUUGCCACCCACCUUGCAGCCCUCACUGUCAGCACUGGGCUGAGAUGGCUCGGGGGGACAGUGGCAUUUCAGGCAGCCUGUUCUUCAAGUGCCACCACCUCUGGAGUUGUCGAACAGCCCUGCUGUACCACACUUGGAGCUGGAGACUCCAGGUGCUGGAGUCCUGUCCUGAGGGACAAGGGCUGCGCCCACCCUGCAGAGCCAGGCCUGUGCCCAGAGCUGUUUUGGGCUCCCUCUUCCUUGCAGCCCUAGUGCUGCCAGGGAUGGCUUCUAUGCAACUGAGGGACCCCGGAGGGGGGAGGCUGUGGGAUGGCCCUUGCCCCUGGUGGGGCUCCUUGCUAGAAGCUCGGUAGCUUGUCAUCCCUACGCAAGGUGAACCUUGCCCUCUUGGUCCUGCAACCCCUGCGGCCUCAGUGCCCACAAUGUGACCACCACCAGACCCGUCUUAUGGGGGCAUAGUCCUCUUUCUCUUUUGGAUCCCUUUGGAUAUAUUUAUAUUUAUAUUAAAA
Molecule: messenger RNA, 1761 nt
Organism: Rhea pennata
Lineage: Eukaryota; Metazoa; Chordata; Aves; Rheiformes; Rheidae
Gene: NRN1L
Product: neuritin 1 like
Exons: 3
Coding region: 683-1111 (142 amino acids)
Biological process (GO): neuron projection extension; nervous system development
Cellular component (GO): plasma membrane
Source: RefSeq, a predicted model, not a curated record